Staurois parvus is the source of this 350-nucleotide messenger RNA. Lineage: Eukaryota; Metazoa; Chordata; Amphibia; Anura; Ranidae. The record is from the annotation of a GenBank genome assembly.
UUAGGUUUGACCUCAUAUUAUAUGGUUUUUGGUAAAUCUAAAGCAAAAGUCUCAAGAAAAUUGUAUAGUUUAGAGCAGUCUUGUGACUUCUAUCAGUGUCCAGCAGCGCUGUAUGGUGUAAUGGUGACACUGUACUACUUGUGGGGGGUGAUGAAGAUUUUUUUUUUUUUUUUACACUGAUUGCUUUUACACCCAUAUAGGAUGUAAAAGCAAUCAUUUCUCUUUCUCUCUGUGUGCAUUCUUGCACUCAUUGAGAAGUACUGUGUGAGCUGUGAUUGGUCACAGCUUGUCACAUGGUACAAGGCUGUUGUGAAUAGCCUUGUACCAUGUGACCUCUGUGAUCAUUCACA